AUGACCUUAUAUCACGCUGGAGAAGAGCUCACUCAACUCAACGAUAAUCAUGGCGAAAGGAUGAAACCCCUUCGAAACUCCGGCCAAGAUAAGGGCCGUCCAUCUCUCGUGGAAAAUGUACCACCCGAAGUUCUCCUGGAGCUGUUCUCUAUCCUCCUCGAUGACGACUCAAGAAAUAUGAUCUUCCCGUCACAUGUGUGUCGCCUCUGGCGUGAUUUAAUUACGCAAUCGUCCGCACUGUGGUCCUGCAUAACCCUCGGCGACGCCGACGAGAGCGAAGAAAAUGUGUUCGCCUUUCUCAAGACUUGCCUUCAACGAGCUGGCGCACACCCCCUUUCGCUUUCGAUCCAUCCCGAUAAUGAUAUGAUGAAGCCGAGCGCCCUGCUCAAAGCCGUUCUUCAAGCAGCGGGAAAAUCCGAAUGGAGCUCGAUAAGCUACGACUCGCACAAUAUCAACGACUUUGUCCAUUUCUUCGAUGGCAGCUUCGACCUCAGACAAGUCACUCGUCUGUCUUUGGCAUGCAAUGCGUCGGGCCAGGGGAUUCUCGACUUGAAUUUACCAGGCGGAGUAGUUGAUAUGCGGCCUUUCACCCACCUUCGGUCGUUGAACCUCGAGUUUCUGGAGAGAUUUGAUAUCACCAGAGUGCUAGUCCCGUGGGACCAGCUAACACACCUAAACCUUACGGUUUUCAUCGACUCCCGCCUCUGCGUUUCCAUCCUCCGCCGUUGCAUCAACCUAGAAUCCUGCGAGCUGUACCCAACCACCCAUGAAGAUCUACACAUCCUUCACGACGUGGGUUACGAACGCAAAUUGGUCCGGCUUCCUCAACUGAAACACCUCCAUCUUACGUGCUACGAUGUUCCCUCAUUACUGCCAGAUAACCUCCGGUGUCCGGUCCUCGAGGAGGCAAGUUUCGAUUACGUCACCAAGGGUGUUGAUGGCCACUGCGAUUUUUUGGAGUCCUUCAUUAUAAAAUGCCGCAACACGUUGCUGAAGCUGGGGCUUCCUGGACUCAUGACCGACGAUUUCAGCAAAAUUCAAGGCCGCUUGACGGUUCUGGAAGAACUCACGAUCACUGGCCCGUUCGGUUCGCCACCCUCCAUUCUGGGCUACGAUGUUACAACGCCUGGACCCAACUCGAGAUACGAUAGAGGCGUGCGCACCUUUUUCAAGAACCUCAGAGAACGUCCCGAAAGUCUUCCGAAGCUGACGACCCUUUGCAUGCUUGAACAGCGCCCAGAAGAGAGGCUUUCCGUGGAGCGCGAGGUUGCCAAGUUCAUCAAAUGCCGUCUGUUCGAAUUCAAGGAUGCACCGCUUAAGGUCAUUUUCAGAUUGAAAGAGGGUGAUAAGGAAGAGCAGAACCAAAGACAGGAAAAUUUUAGGGAAUGGCAGGCUCUUGGCAUUACAAUAGAUUUCGACUUGUGA
This is a messenger RNA of Cyclocybe aegerita, 1425 nucleotides long. NCBI's taxonomy places the organism in Eukaryota, Fungi, Basidiomycota, Agaricomycetes, Agaricales, Hemipholiotaceae. The record is from the annotation of a GenBank genome assembly.